Messenger RNA from Cotesia glomerata, 1095 nucleotides. RefSeq lists its product as uncharacterized. Lineage: Eukaryota; Metazoa; Arthropoda; Insecta; Hymenoptera; Braconidae. The transcript is spliced from 5 exons. The record is from RefSeq and is a predicted model, not a curated record. Bases 291 to 776 code for a protein of 161 amino acids.
CAAAUGUUUUUUAAAGUGAUAAGUACUAUUCAUUUUUCUUUCAUAAUUAAUUUUUCUUAUAACCUCAAGUUCGGUUGUUCGAACGUCGAGUUCCUAUGAAGCACAUGGUCACAUGUCAUUUGUAAGUUACUCAGUAACAAUCAAAUGAUUGGUUUUGUGGAUGCCAUUGAAUCGGAAAUGCGUCUUACUACCUCUUAGGUUUUCGAAUUUGUAUUGAACAAUGAAUCUGGAACAAGAAUCCAAGUUAAUUGCUGGAAUGAACACAUCAAGCGAGUAAAGAAAAGAUAAUUAUGGAUAAUAUUAUUUAUUUAGAAAAAGCACACUGUGCUACUAGCACUGAUUAUAAUAGAGGAAAUUAUCAAAGAGCUAAACUAUUAAUUGGCAAAUACACUAAUGUUGGGUUAAUGGGAGCUUUUAAUAAUGAAAAUUGUGAAAUUUCUGCAGCUGAACCUGUUGUUCUUCAAGAAUUUCAAUUGAGAGAUUUGAAAAGAUCAAUUUUACCUUGGAAGUUUAAAAUUUCAGGUUAUUUAAAAACUCAAUUUUCGAAAAUUGGAUCAGAUAAUCCAACCUUAGUUAAAGGAAUCUUUACUAUCACUGAUGGUAAUCGAAAGCUGGACGUGAUGACUAACUUCUUCCAAGAGAAUCAUGGAUAUGUGAGAGGAGAUUCCAUACAACUGAGUGGAACUAUUCUUUAUCUGAGAAAUGACGAGGUAUCAGAGAGAAGCCGACAGAUAUUGAAAAAACAAAUGUGGAGAAUGUACCAAGAAAAACUUUAGCCUGGCUGCUGAAGGGGACAGAUACUAUCACCAUAAAAAAACCACUCAAGAAAACAAAAUAUCAUUGAUUGCAAAUUAUGUUCUUCAUGUAUACGGUUGAUCUUUGUCUUUCUCACUAGUUUUCCACGUCACUUUUAUUAAUUAGAGUUAACUUUCUUUAUCUAUGCGGUCGAUCCUAAUGAUCUUUUUUUCAAUUUUGAAGUUUAAUUUCGUUUAUUGAAAAUACAAUUGUUAUUGUAUACGGUUCGGUUGCCAAAUUAAAUACCCAGUAACUAACAUUCAAAAAUUUUUUUCAAUUUUUUUAUUAUUAUAAAAAAGU